This is a messenger RNA of Striga asiatica, 2419 nucleotides long. Lineage: Eukaryota; Viridiplantae; Streptophyta; Magnoliopsida; Lamiales; Orobanchaceae. The record is from the annotation of a GenBank genome assembly.
AUGCCUUCUAUUUGGAAAGCUCUUUCCUCUUCUUCUUCUUCUUCUUCCUCCAGCAAUAAUAAUAAUAACGGCAAUAAGAAUCAUCGGCCAUUGAAGGGCAAAAGCAAGAGCUCGAACGAUAUAUUAUCGAACAAGGCGAACAGCGAGCAGGCGAGAAAGCUGACACGUGCCAGGAAAUUGAGGCACGCGACCGAUGAUGAAGUAGGCCUGAAUUCUUAUGCUGGGCUGCAGUUUUGGCCCAUUUCGCCUGAUUCGGGUGCGGGUCACGGGUGUGGGCCCACAACCCUCCUCCCCACCGCCGCCGCGCACUGGUCCAAGUCGGCGGUGCCUCAGCCGCUGCCCCGCCCUGAAAUUAAUCAUCUUCUACCAGUGAAUGAGAGAAAUCCCUGUCGUCAAGUGCGCAGCGACGAGAUUGUCCAGAAAACGACGAAUGUGUACAGUAGGUGCCGCCGCAGGGGAUUAUUCUCUCCCGACCUAAACGUGGACUCCUCACAUGAAAAAGAGUUUCGUUUGCAUAUUCCCACACGAAGUGCUCCAGGCAGCGGUUUUUCCAGCCCCGUCCUCAGUCCACAGAGACACAACAGCACUCUUGAUCUUUAUGUCCCUUCUUUCCGAGUCCCUUCAAAGUUUUCCAACUCAGACAGAAAAUCCAAGUCCUACCAAAUCUCACCUUUCGAACACUCCCCACUCCAUAGCCCAACCCAAAACUCUAAUGGGGCUUUCAUGCACUCGCACGAGAAGUCCCUCCCGGAAUUUUUUGCUUUAAAGAGUGAGUGCUGUAAUAAUAAUAAUAAUAAUAAUGGUAAUGUUCACCCAUUGCCACGCCCACCGUCAGCUUGUAGACAGUCACUCACUGUUAGGCAAAAUAUUGAAAAAUCGGAUAGUUUAGCGGUUAUUAAAGGGCAAUGGCAGAGGGGACGGCUAUUAGGGCGAGGCACGUACGGAAGUGUGUAUAUCGCGACUCAUCGUGAAACUGGGGCUAUGUGUGCGGUGAAAGAAGUCCAGAUGGUGCCUGAUGAUCCUAAAUGUGCAGAAUGUGUGAAGCAGUUGGAACAGGAAAUCAAAUUCCUCAGAGAAUUGAAGCAUCGGAACAUUGUACAGUACUAUGGGUGCGAAACUAUUGAGGAUCGUUUUUGCAUAUAUUUGGAGUAUGUGCAUCCAGGAGCGGUUAAUAAGUAUGUCCGUGAAAAUUGUGGGGCUAUGACAGAGAGUAUUGUGCGCAAUUUUACCCGUCACAUUCUCUCAGGAUUGGCGUACUUACAUAGCACAAAUACAAUACACAGGGAUAUCAAAGGGGCAAAUUUACUUGUUGAUGCAUAUGGUGUGGUCAAGAUAGCGGACUUUGGAUUAGCAAAGCAUCUUAAUGGACAUGAUAUUGAUCUCUCUUUGAAGGGUACCCCUCAUUGGCUGGCACCAGAGGUCUUGCAUGCUAUGAUGCGAAAAGACGCAAACCCUGAGCUAGCCUACGGUGUUGACAUAUGGAGCGUUGGUUGUACGGUUAUUGAGAUGCUCACAGGAAAACCUCCUUGGAGUGAGCUUUCUUGGGUGCAAGCAAUGUUUAGUGUAUUGAACAAAUCACCGCCCAUCCCUGAAAAACUGUCAGCUGAAGGGAAGGAUUUUCUUCAACGGUGCUUUCAAAGACGACCUGAAGAUCGACCCUCGGCAGCUAAGCUGCUCGAUCAUCCUUUUGUAUGCAGUUCACGUGAUCAAACUCAUGCUGGUUUGGUGCUAGGAUUUUCUGGAAUUAGAUUACAUGAUGUAGAGAGUUCAAGCGACUGGACACAGCGGAAUAAGGAUGUGAUGCCAAGUUCACCAGUCACAAAGAUACAAGGAGGAAAAUUGCCACUACUCAAUGGCGAAACUAGUCGACAAGAAAGCUUGGGCCCGGGUCCCACUUCCCACAACUCAGAAAGCCCUUCAAAUGUGGAUAAGAAUUUGUUGUUAAGAGCUGUUAACAACAAUGUGUACACUUUUUCGUGCAAGGAAAAUCUCACUCUACUGAUGCCGAAAAUGACGGAAAGGAAGAAACAGAGCUCAAACGCGCAAUGAGAAAUAAAUUAAUGCAACACCUUUCUGGGUUGGCAUUACAUAUUCUGAUGAUGCAGUGUCAGUGUCACCACAAGGCAACAAACAAUAACAACAAUGUGUUGUUUGAUGACUUGUUGGCACUUUGGACAGCGCCUAGAACACAAAGGUUGUAGUCCCUCUACUACUAUGGAUAUCUUUGUAUUGUAUAUAUGUGGGAGAAAAUCAAGGGAUGUGGAAACAAUUCUUUGUAGUGUAAUUUAGUAGUAGAAUGCACAUAUUUAGUAGCAUUAUUGGAAUAUAUUUAGUACUGUUGUAUGUGUUACUCGGCCAAGCUAUUCUUAGUGUUGUAUGUGUUAUUUCUGGUAGUGAUAUUGGAAUGUCUUUAGUAGGG